Molecule: messenger RNA, 519 nt
Organism: Acanthosepion pharaonis
Lineage: Eukaryota; Metazoa; Mollusca; Cephalopoda; Sepiida; Sepiidae
Source: the annotation of a GenBank genome assembly
AUGUGGGUGGUGAGAGAGUUUCGCCAGGUAAUUUUUCAUUUUGUCCUUCAAUUAAUAUCUAUCUAUCUAUCUAUCUAUCUAUCUAUCUAUCUAUCUAUCUAUCUAUCUAUCCGCUCGUUUCCGACCUACUUUCUUUCUAAUGGUUCUCCUUUCCUUUCUUUCUUUCUUUCUUUCUUUCUUUCUUUCUUUCUUUCUUUCUUUCUUUUUUUCUUUCUUUCUUUCUUUCUUUAUGCUCUUUCUUUCUUUUUUCUUUCCAUAUGUUUUCUCUUUCUUUCUUUCUUUCUUUCUUUCUUUCUUUCUUUCUUUCUAACUUUUUCUCAUCUUUCAUUUCUUCUUUCUUUCUUUUUUCUAAACGUUCUUUCUUUCUUUCUUUCUUUCUUUCUUUAUGCUCUUUCUUUCUUUUUUCUUUCCUUAUGUUCUUUCUUUCUUUCUUUCUUUCUUUCUUUCUUUCUUUCUUUAUGCUCUUUCUUUCUAACUGUACUCUUUUUAUUUAUAAAUGUUUUCUUUCUUUCUUUCUAA